UUUUAUUAUUACAUUGUGACUUAUUACAACGUUGUACUAAGACUUCUUAAAAAUGAUCGCGCUCAGUUAUAUUUUUUUGGCCGCAUAUUUCAUACUAUCUGUCAAAUUUGUGACAAUUGAAUCAACAAGCAAAGUUUCGCCGACAUAUUACGUUAGCCGGACAUUCUCUUCUUUCUUCGUCAAAACAGUGAAUAAUCUAAAAACCUACAAUGAGCGAGAAAUAAUAUUUAAUGAAAAAGAAAUUACAAUUCUGACAAAUAGUGUUCAAAAUUAUAACGAUACCAAAGGCCGUGAUAAGGUGUUUAAUAAACUCGACAAGAAAAUCGAAGACAUUAAAUGUACAUGCUCUUCAAUCGUGAAAACGAAACUAGUGUACUUGACCAAUAUUCUGGAAGGGUUGCGAAGUGGCGGAGCUAUAGAAGUUGCAAAGGAUAAAUUAACCGAAUUAAAAAAAGAAGCGUGUCUUAUGGUCCUGUUUUUUCAAGAAGGCAAAACCAAUGCGGCUAAAUGGUUUUGGAGUUAUUUUUUAAAAAUCUUGGCGAUCAUUGAAUACGAGAGCAACAAAUAUUUCUUUGGAGAUACCCUAUUCGAAGGAGAAGAAUUACAAAGUGGUAUUACACAUUUCAUACAACGUUGCAAGGAAAAUAAUUACCUACCCAAAAAUAGAACUGAGACUGAUGUGGUGUCAAAAACAUCCAAUGUACCAACUAACAUCUUUAACAAACUGCGUAUGUCUAUAAUUGUUGCUAUAGAUUAUUACAUGAUAGAAGACAAACCGGUCGAAUAUUUUUAUCUAAAGUCGUUAUGGAAUGUACAAGUAUUAUUGUUCAGCCAAAUAACCGGAGCAACCAUAGAAUGGAGGCCAACAAUAAGACAAUACGCUGUCGAAGUGAACAAAACCAAGGAAUACGUUGAAACCCGACAAUGGAUAUCGAAACCGUUCGGACAUCUUAGUUUCCACAACCUGGUAAAACAAAUUAUUAGUGUGAGGACAUACAUCUUCCUGUGGGUAACGUUUGUAAUAUUCAAUAGAGAAAUGCCUCAAAUGGACGUGGACAGUUUAAACACUAUUUAUAAUAUGACAACAGACACAAUUGUUAUGGUACAUGGCUAUAUGCCACACUCUGACACUUUUUUUUCUGAUGUAGUAGGUGCGUUUCAUUGUGUAAUGCACGAAGAUCUAAUAAAUUUCGAUAGCAUAAUAUCUAGAAUAUCGGUAAGAGUCAAGGAAAUUUUAGUUGAGUUAAACGGGCGUAAUUCAAAUGAAAACGAUUGGAUCAGUGUUGACAUAAACGAAGAGCUUAGCACCGAUAUGAUAAAGACAUUUCUCCAAGAAUUUAGCGAUAAAUUUCGUCAGUUGAAAACUAAGGUAACGCCUUUAAAUUAUGAUCUUGCAUUAAGUCUUCUGGGUGAAGAAAGUUGAUGUUGUCGAGGAUAAUCACCAAAUCUAGAUUAAUAUCUAGUAUUACACUUGUAAUGUUUAUUUUCUGUUCUCAUCUCAUUUCGUAUCAAUUAUAGGGUUGCUAAAUCAUAUUUGACUUCAUUUUUUUAAACCUCGAAAUAUUCUAAUGGUCUUAUCUAUAUGCAACGUACCCUGUCUGUAUGCACUGAAAGGUCU
Adelges cooleyi (spruce gall adelgid) is the source of this 1618-nucleotide messenger RNA. RefSeq lists its product as uncharacterized. The record is from RefSeq and is a predicted model, not a curated record. The transcript is spliced from 2 exons. NCBI's taxonomy places the organism in Eukaryota, Metazoa, Arthropoda, Insecta, Hemiptera, Adelgidae. Bases 53 to 1423 code for a protein of 456 amino acids.